Messenger RNA from Cinara cedri, 2968 nucleotides. The record is from the annotation of a GenBank genome assembly. Lineage: Eukaryota; Metazoa; Arthropoda; Insecta; Hemiptera; Aphididae.
AUGUUCAACGAUAUUUCUCCGUCACGGAAACCUUACUGUCGUUCUUACUUUUUUACCACGAUCAGUGAAAUAUAAUAUUAUCUUGCAGCAGUCUUUUUAUGUGACUGUGUAUCAUCAAGAUAUUCGGUUAUUUUCUAAAUUAAUAAAAAAAAAAACCUGAUAUAUUGCUGAUGAUUGUGCUCAAUAAGUGUGUUGGUGAAAAAUUGGGGAGUCCAUGAUAACAUAGAGUUAUUUAAUUUAUAACUUUAUGUAACGGUACAUUUUUGUUAAUAAAAUAUGAUUCUGAGUGAAAUUCGGUUAUACAUGUUUUGAAAUGCCGUACAUUUUACUAUUUUCUUCAAAAUUUAAACUUAAAAUAUUUAUAAAAAAAAAAACUACUGCAUAUAUAUAUAUAUAUAUAUAUUACUAAGUAAAAAAUGUAUGAUGGACCUAAUUUUAAAUUUUCAAAUAUUUCAGCUUAUCUAAAACAAUAUAAUUUUCAUAAAACUAAAAAUAAUAACCUAAAAAAUGUCAAAUCUCUAUAAAAAUAGCACACACCACGUUUGCAUUAUUUAAUAAUUUCAGGUUUCCACAAUUAUUUUUAAUCGAUUAUAACAUAAACAAAAAAAUCAAACAUAAUAAAACCGUAUUUGCCGUAUAAUUUUCCGUUUUUUUUUCUACUUUAUCCUCGACAAUUUUUCCGUUUUUCCGAAAAAAAUAUCUAAAAAUGACCUAUCCUCAUUGCGCAAAAUAGAUGUACAUAUUAUUCUUUCAGUAAAUAUGCUACACUUGAAAAUCUGAUCAAUAUUUUUAAUAGAAAAAUUAUUAUUAGAGAAAAAACCCAUUAUAGUAAAACGAACUCGCUGUUGGCAGAAUUUAAAAAAAAAAAAUAAACUGUUAAUACAACAGUCGUUUUUUAUUGUCAUCAGUAUCAUAGAAAUUAUCUCGUCACAAUCAUUAUCUUUUUGAGAAAAUGACAUUUCUGUUUAUUGUAAAGCUUAUCAGACUUACUAUAUUCUAUUUGGGGAAAUAUUAAGAUUAUUAAAAUAAUUGUCUUCUCGAGAUUCCCUUUUCACUACCCACCAUACGAAAUAUUCUCGAAAUGAGAAACUGAAACAACCAAUAAGCUUUUAAAUAAAAUACGUAGUAUGAAGUCGAUCAAUAAAAUAAAGCCGAAAACUACUAUCUGCCAAUGAAAUUAAUUUCAACGUUUGCGAUUUAAUAAAUAUUUAUAUUUAAUUAAAUUCGGUCACUCGAUGUUGCAAUAUGAUUUUAAAUAUUAUAAUUACCUGUACGCAUACGCAAUGUUAACUGUAAUAAGUUAUACAAUUAAUUUGUUAGUAUAUAAAAUAUGAUUUAUGUACAUUCGUAAUAAUUAUAUAGACUGGAUAAAUUAUGAAUAGGUACGAACAAAACAUAAAUGUCGGUGCAUUUGGUACAAUAAUAUUAUUUUUGUAUGAAAUUUAUACCUAAUGCAAUUGCACAUCUCGUCAGCCGGAAAUAACAUCAAUGUUUAUUUUUGUGAUACAGAGAAAAAAAAAGAAGCUUUAAAAAACUUAUAAUUUAAUACUAACGAAAUUUUUGCUCUAAAAUGAAUACAAUUGUAGGCACGAUAGUGUAAUAUACGUAUUUUCCGAGUACACAGAACAUUAAAACUCAAUAGACUAUUCAUUCUGAACAAUUUUACACACAAGAAAACAGUUUACAUUUACUUGUUAUCAAAUUUUCACUUUUACGAGUAAAAAAAAACAAUGAAAAUAGGUACUUAAAUAUUUUUAAAUAUUAAUGUAAAAUAGUUCAUUUGUUAAUGAACUUAAUUUUUGUUUUUAUAGAUUAGAAUAUAAGAUUGAUCUUAAAUAAAAAUGUCAAAUAGGUUAAUUAUGUUUAACCUCAUAUUCUUGUACUUUUCGUCUUUAUAUUAUGUUUUUAUUUAUUCUUAAGUGUCCAUGCUAUUUUGCUUAGAAAUAUUUUUAAUCAAUUAAAUUUUACCGUAGCCAAGUGUUGUGCUGCAAAAUGACCACGAACGAUAUUCUAUUGUUACGCAAGCGGUUGUAUAACUUAUAAAUUCAAAACUUAUCUUGUGUUUAACAUUAUUUGAUUAUUUGAGUUAAAAUGUAUUUAAAUCUAAUAUAGUUUUUGUUUUUAGCUGACGUUUACGACAACUUCAAGAAAUGCGUGAAACCAGAUGAGCUAAAUGUCACUACCAGAAUUUUGGGAGGUGGGUGGUUGGAACACGGUGACGAAUCCAUUCUCAUCGAAGGAGCAUCUGUUGUGAGUAAAAGUUUUAUUAUAAUUUAUUAUAAUAACGGUGUAGAAUACAUUAAUAACAGGUUAUACUAUCUGUUUAAAAUAUCGCAGUUUCAUAUAGUGGAAGAUUAAUUGAGUUUGUAUAAUUAUUUAUUUUGCAAAUGCCGAACAAAUUUAUAGUAAAUAAAGUUUAGAAAAAACCCAGGAUAUCCCGAGAGUUUUUCUAAAAACAUAUUUGAUACUGUUCUUAACAAACAGAAACAUAAGUUUUUACUUUUUAGACUACAAAUAUUAUUGAGUAAAUAAUAAUUGUAUAAAUAAAUACUUAAAUAAAAAAUAAAUUUAAUUUAGUUUAAAUCGUUAAGAAAGGUAUACAUUUAAACUUCUAAAUUAUUUUACGCAUACAAUUUCAUCUUUGAUGGUGAUAGACCAUCAAAGAAAGGACUUCAUACCAUUUGUUCCUAUUCACUUUUAAAUUGUUUAUAAAUAUGGUUGAUAAUAUCAUGUAUCUUAAAUAACCCACCUCUUGUAAUAGUUGUAAUUUAUUGAUAUACAUACUUAUAUAAAAUACUAUUUUAACUAGGUUAUGACAUAAAUAUAUCCUUAGGCAGAGUCCACGAAGAAUCACGAGAUUCAUGGCCAUUUACGACUGUUGAGCGCUUUUUACUGCAGUGAAGGAUAUGCAUUGCGUAAAAAUUACGGUAGUCGAGAAUUCGAGAUAACCCGGAUGAACAUCCCGUAA